UUCUCUCAUUUCAUUAAAAAAUAAAUAAAUAAAUCAAGUGUAUAAGAUGCAAACCAUGUUAUUUCCAUAUGUGCAUCUAUUUGAUGGCAAUUUCUGUUGUCGCUUUAACAAUUUAGAUUGAGAGUUACUACUAGUUAAGGAUUUUAUAGGUUAGAUGGUUUAAAUUUUACAUUGAGCAGUUUGGAACAUGUUAUUAUGGUAAUUGAUUUUUGUUUUAAAUUGUUGCCAUAUGAUAUGUUCAUGUAUCCUUUCAAGUUUGAAUAAUCAGAAUGUUAAUGUGUUUCCUGUAAGUCUACAAUUUGUUCUCUAUUUUUAAAUUUUCACAGAUCACCUUUGAUUGCCCACAGUGUGGAACUUUAUUGCAGAUUCAGUGUAUGCAUAAAUCUAUUUGUGCAGAUGUUUUGAAUUGUUUAAAGCAGGUGCCUACUCGUGAAGAUUCUUACCAGGUUAAGUUUUGGGGAUUUCCAGUGGUGUAAAAGAAAAGAACUUAUGGACCGACUCAAUGGUUCUGCCAAUCUAAUGAUAGUGUCCGAUCUUGAUUUCACAAUGGUAGACCAUGAUGAUCCGGAAAAUCUUGCUCUUCUCAGGUUCAAUGCGCUAUGGGAAGCUUAUUAUCGUCAUAAUUCUCUUCUAGUUUUCUCCACUGGGAGAUCGCCUACUAUAUAUGGAGAGUUAAGAAAACAGAAACCUUUGUUGACUCCUGAUAUAACAAUAAUGUCUGUGGGAACUGAGAUUACAUAUGGUGAAUCCAUGGUACCUGAUGAUGGUUGGAAACAGUAUCUAGAUCAUAAGUGGAAUAGGGACAUAGUUAUGGAGGAAACAGCCAAGUUUCCUGAACUAACUUUGCAGUCAGAAACAGAACAACGGCCUCACAAGGUUAGCUUUUAUUUGGAAAAAGGGAAAGCCCCGAAUGUCACGCAAACUCUCUCAAAACGUUUGGAAAACCGUGGGUUAGAUGUGAAAAUAAUUUAUAGCAAUGGUAUAGCUUUAGAUGUAUUACCCCAAGCUGCUGGAAAAGGACAGGCCCUAGCUUUUCUACUUGAAAAAUUGAAGGCUGAUGGACAAGGACCAAUCAACACUCUUGUUUGUGGUGAUUCAGGGAAUGAUGCUGAACUGUUCACUGUACCUGAAGUUAAUGGGGUCUUGGUCAGUAAUGCACAGGAAGAAUUGCUUCAAUGGUAUGCAGAAAAUGCAAGGGGAAAUCCCCGAAUAAUUCAUGCAACUGAAAGAUGUGCAGCUGCCAUUGUGCAAGCCAUUGGUAACUUCUCUCUAGGUCCAAAUGUGUCCCCAAGAGAUAUUGGAGAUUUAAUGUCCAACAGGAAAGUUCAUAGUCCUAGCCAUGAAGUGGUGAUGUUCUACAUAUUUUAUGAGAGAUGGAGGCGUGGUGAAGUUGAGAAUCCUGAGCAGUAUAUACAAAAAUUAAAAUCAGUCUUUCAUUCUACAGGAAAUUUUGUCCAUCCUUCAGGAAUUGAUCAACCUAUGCACCAAACUAUAGAUACCUUAGCAAAGGCUUUUGGUGACAAGACGGGCAAAGACUUUCGAGUGUGGGUUGAUUGUAUAUCUUUAGCAGAGGUUAGUUUGGGUUCGUGGCUGGUCAAAUUUGACAAGUGGGAGUUAUCUGGUAAUGAGUCACGGGGUUGUUCAACAAAGGCUCUGAUGAAUGCAAAGGUUGAUGUACCAGAUGAGUAUACCUGGAUGCACUUACAUCAUACUUGGUUGGACGACGUAGGAGGACAGGAUGAUGUGUCUUGGUUGUUAUAGUUUCGAAUCACUUCUGUUAAAAAGUACUCUUUGCUGUCAAACUAUUCAGCCAAGGCAUGAGGCACGGCAAUAUGCACUCAAACCUUACAUAGCAAUAAGGAUUUUUCAUUUUAUAACAGUUUUCACUUUAUGAAGAGAGAAGCCAUGAACCGAAACACUUUGCAAGGAAAGUAAACCUAGAUGUGCAAAUGUGGCAAUGGAGAGAAGAAAUAGCUGCUCAAAGGUUGUGUUUGGUUUCUAGAUAGAAAAAAUACGUUUGUCAUUCGAAGGCAGCAUGAACCCAUAAUACAAAGAUAAUUUAUAUCAUUCAUUAUUCUAGCUAGAUAUUAUAUUAAAUAAAAAUAAUUUAUACCA
Messenger RNA from Glycine soja, 2115 nucleotides. RefSeq names its product sucrose-phosphatase 1-like. The record is from RefSeq and is a predicted model, not a curated record. Gene Ontology annotation, molecular function: sucrose-phosphate phosphatase activity; magnesium ion binding. Bases 490 to 1761 code for a protein of 423 amino acids. The transcript is spliced from 9 exons. NCBI's taxonomy places the organism in Eukaryota, Viridiplantae, Streptophyta, Magnoliopsida, Fabales, Fabaceae. Gene Ontology annotation, biological process: sucrose biosynthetic process.